Messenger RNA from Octopus sinensis (East Asian common octopus), 1439 nucleotides. RefSeq names its product ornithine carbamoyltransferase, mitochondrial. Gene Ontology annotation, molecular function: ornithine carbamoyltransferase activity; amino acid binding. Gene Ontology annotation, biological process: L-citrulline biosynthetic process. Gene Ontology annotation, cellular component: mitochondrion. The transcript is spliced from 10 exons. NCBI's taxonomy places the organism in Eukaryota, Metazoa, Mollusca, Cephalopoda, Octopoda, Octopodidae. The record is from RefSeq and is a predicted model, not a curated record. The coding region runs from base 243 to 1286 and encodes 347 amino acids.
ACUCCCAUUAUCGAACCGAAAUAUGCGUAAGACACUGUCAACUUUGGUGAGAUUUGAAUCCAGUGAGCAGAAAGCUGAAGAGAAUACUGCAGGAGCUUUAUUGGACGCUUUUACGGCUCUUGUAAGUUUGCUGAGAGUCUUUUGUCCGACAGUUUUCAGAAAAUGAAAUCUCUAUUUUGUUGUAAUUACAGGUCUUUCAAGGGAGAUCACCGCGUUACACACCAUUCGCUGCAAUUCUCAGAAUGUCCCUUCUUCGCGUUAUCCGUCCUAAAUUGUCUAAAUUCUGUGCUUGUGCAACGAACCGUUUGUGUCAGCAAAAUUACAGCUCACUUGUAGGAAGAGACUUUGACAGCUUAAAAUAUUACCAACCUGACGAAAUUAAGCAACUGCUAUGGACAGCAAACGAUUUGAAGGUUCGCAUGAAAAAAGACAAAGAGUUGUAUCAGCCUCUAGUAGGAAAGUCUUUGGCAAUGAUUUUCCAGAAGAGAAGUACACGAACUCGGGUUUCUUCAGAAUCAGGAAUGAACCUUCUUGGAGGUCAAUCCAUUUUCCUUGGCCCAGAUGAUGUCCAUAUUGGUGUGAAUGAAAGCAUCAAAGACACUGCUCAUGUUCUUUGCCGAAUGUGUGAUGUAAUACUAGCCAGAGUCUAUGGUCACGAUGUGGUUGAUACGCUAGCUUCAGAAAGUUCUGUUCCUGUGAUAAAUGGAUUGUCUGAUCUCUUCCAUCCUCUGCAGAUCCUUGCUGACUUGCUCACGCUACAGGAACAUUUUGGUGAACUGAAGAACUUGAAGUUGGCUUGGGUUGGUGAUGGUAACAACAUCAUCCACUCUCUGAUGAUUGCUUGUGCUAAGCUUGGAAUGGAAAUACGCGUUGCUACACCAUCGGGUUAUUUGCCUGAUACUGGUAUCAUCAAUUCAUGUAAUAAAUUUUCUGCAAAGCAUGGCGGGAAGAUUCAUUUGACGAAUGACCCCAAGGAAGCUGUGUAUCGAGCUAAUGCCAUUAUCACUGACACGUGGAUCAGUAUGGGCCAGGAAGAGGAAUCAGCCAAACGACUCAAAGACUUUGAUGGCUAUGAAGUCAAUUCAAAAUUAGUAAAAGAAGCAGCUGCAGACUGGGUGUUUAUGCAUUGUCUUCCACGACACAAAGAAGAGGUCUCUGAUAGUGUAUUCUAUGGGAAGAAUUCUGUUGUCUGGCAAGAAGCUGAGAACCGAAAGUGGACUGUUAUGGCUGUGAUUCAUCAUUUACUGAAAGACUACCAACCAGUUCAUCCACAACCAAAUUUCUAAUUUUCUAAAGCUAUUCUACAAUGAACAACAAAGUAAAAGUAAAAAUUGUGAUCUAGAAUGCAGUUUUAGGGUUUAGGAGUUUUGUUUUGGGUGUUUUGCCAUUUAAGUAUUCAUUUGUAUUUACUGUUAUUAUGAAAGAAUUUGUUCACAAGU